Messenger RNA from Cantharellus anzutake, 721 nucleotides. RefSeq lists its product as uncharacterized. The record is from RefSeq and is a predicted model, not a curated record. Lineage: Eukaryota; Fungi; Basidiomycota; Agaricomycetes; Cantharellales; Hydnaceae. Bases 360 to 566 code for a protein of 68 amino acids. The transcript has a single exon.
CUCCCCACGUUUUACUGCGAGGGGUGACUGCCAGCGCGAGAACAUCGACUAUGCUGAGACAUUUGCCCCAGUUGUUAAGUCGGCAUCGCUCCGGGUCUUCUUUGCUCUCUCCGCACGGUUGUGCCUCAAGAUUUGCCACAUGGAUGUCACCAGCGCCUUCCCAAAUGGGACGCUCAAGGAAACGGUCUACAUUGCGCCAGCCGAAGGGUUUUGAGGAACCGGGAAAGGAGACCUAGGUAUGGAAGCUCAAAAGAGCCUUGUGCGGCCUGAAGCAGGGCGGCCGGGAGUGGUAUCAACGCUGAUGGUUCCACGGUCAUUAUGUUGACGACCUCCUGAUCGGGUAUGAUGAGGACAGACACAUGGCCCGUAUUAAGUCACAACUGGAGGCGCGCUUCAAAAUGGUGGAUGCUGGCCCCGCCUCGUGGGUGGUGGGCAUGCGAGUUACUAAUGAUCCCGUGAAGGGUCACGUUACGCUAGACCAAUCACAAUAUACCUCUCCCAGGUCCUUGAGAAGUUUGGCAUGGUGGGUUGCAAGCCGGCAUCCACACCGCUCCCCGAGAGACUAAGCGCCCGGCACGGAUGAGGAGGUGGCAGCUGUCAAACACUACCCUUAUCUUUCGGCCAUUGACUCUCUCAUGUGCGCCAUGCUGGGCGCCCGCCCUGACAUCGCAUAUGCCGUCAGCAUGCUCUCACAUUUCGCCUCACGCCCAGGAGUUAAGCC